Chelmon rostratus (copperband butterflyfish) is the source of this 2175-nucleotide messenger RNA. It is a transcript of the gene paqr8, whose product is annotated as progestin and adipoQ receptor family member VIII. Bases 962 to 2053 code for a protein of 363 amino acids. Gene Ontology annotation, molecular function: nuclear steroid receptor activity; steroid binding. NCBI's taxonomy places the organism in Eukaryota, Metazoa, Chordata, Actinopteri, Chaetodontiformes, Chaetodontidae. Gene Ontology annotation, biological process: response to steroid hormone. The record is from RefSeq and is a predicted model, not a curated record. Gene Ontology annotation, cellular component: plasma membrane. The transcript is spliced from 4 exons.
CGGGCUGUCGGGUCAGCUGUGUUUUUGCCCUUUACCUCCCUGCAGCCUCUGAAAUAUCCUUCUGCCUGAACCUGUUCAAGGAAAGGAAAGCCUGAGGUAAAGUUUGGCUCACUUUACUUCCCUCUGCGACUCCAGAGGCGCAUCAGGUGUUCUGUCGAUUCAAGCAGCGUUGACAUACAGGAUGAAACAUGUGAAGCAUCUUUCUGCACAGGGCUGAUUCUGUGGCUCAGUUUCUUUGUUGCAAAAGGAAGAUGGAUUAAAGAAAACAGCAUUUUAGUGUAUUAUUUCUUUCUAGGCUAAAAAUGUACAUGCAGCAUGUUUCAUAGACCUCCAGUCAUUGGAACUUGGAAGGGUCAGAGGAAUACUGAUUUGUUACAGUCAAGGGGAAAAUGGAGAGGGCUCAGACAUCAGAAGGGGAGGCAAGUAGCUGUUGCCUCCAUAGCUGCCCAUUUACCUGACUGACAAUGGUAGUUUACAUUCUUCUCUGUGUGUGCCUAUGACAACAGGAGGGUGAUGGCUACAGGUCUGACUGCAUACCUGCAUUUUCUGUAUACAUGAUUCAUAUGGAGAAGAAUGCUUUCAUGCAUGACCCCAUGUUUUGCGUGUUUGUUUUGUUACUGUUGUUACUGUUGUUUUAAUAGUACUGCCAAUAGUUUAAUCUGGACCGAGAUGAUGAUGGUGAAACACAAAGAGCUGCAGCUGCAGUAUUUCAAGGCUUCCGACAGUCCUGCUUUGUUAAUCUGUCCAUUGACAGUUCACAGCAUGUGCUUCUGGCUGGUCCCCGUCUUCAUACCUCUUAUUCACUGCAGACUGAGAGUGAUAGAUUCUAAAAAUGACUUGAAACUCUCUUCAUCUCAUCGUAUCAAAGCACACUUUUUGUCUCCCAUAGGGUGCUCUGUCCUGCAGUCCUCUUCUGUCUGCAUUCCACCUACUCUUCCUCAGCUCCACCCAUCAACCAGCCAUGUUGGGCGACAUUCUGCAGCGGCUCAGCACUUUGACCCUCAGCCUCAAGCACCUUGGCCACCUGUCCCAGUUCUCUGACCUCGUCCCUUUGUCUAUUCCGUCACCCAGCCCUACCGUCACCGCCUCCCAGGUUCCCAGCCUGUUCCGAGAGCCCUACAUCCUGUCAGGUUACCGUCCCGUCCGGCAGGACUGGCGCUGCUACCUCCUCAGCCUCUUCCAGAGACACAAUGAAUGCCUGAACGUGUGGACCCACUUGUUGGCGGGUCCUGUGCUGCUGCUCCGCUGGUGGGCCAACGUAGGCGCCCUGGGGUACACCUUGGACUCAGCCUCUCUACCUCUGAGUGCCUUCCUGGUAUCCUCGCUCACCUAUCUGUUCUUCAGCACGGCAGCUCACCUCUUCCAGUCUCACUCUGAACAUGCACACUACUUCCUCUUCUUCAUGGACUACGUGGGUGUGGCAGUGUAUCAGUAUGGCUGCUCACUUGGACAUUAUUUCUACACGUCAGAGCCAGCGUGGAGAGAAAGCAGCAUCGGGCUGCUGUUUCUGCCUGGAGCUGCCUUCUUUGGGUGGCUCACCUGUGCAGGCUGCUGUUUCGCUAAGUCCAGGUACCGGCGGCCAUAUCCAUUGCAGCGUAAAAUCUGCCAGCUGAUCCCUAACACCCUAGCGUACCUGCUGGACAUCAGCCCUGUAGCCCACCGCCUGCUCACCAUCUCCUGGACAGAGGAGCCCUCGCUGCCCUUCCACGCCCUCCAGAUGGCCUCGUUCCUGCUGUCCGCCCUCUUCUUCUCCUGUCCCAUCCCUGAGCGCUUCUUCCCUGGCCACUGUGACUUUGUGGGUCAGGGUCACCAGAUCUUCCACCUGUUUCUGUCCCUGUGCACCGUGUUCCAGCUGGAGGCUCUGUUCCAGGACUACGCCCGGCGGAGGGACACGGUGGUGGAGGUAUUUGGAGAGCGGCAGCUGUGGUGGGCUUGUGUGUCCUUCCCUGUCCUGUUUGUGUUUUGCAUCCUGACAGCGUUCGUUACAAUGUGGCACAUGAAAAAGCAACUGGAUGGACAGGGUAAGCAGGGUAAACAUGAGAAAGACAAGUGACAACAGUAAGUGUGUGUGUGUGUGAGAGAGAGAGAGAGAGGGAGAGAGAGACAUUGGAUUUAAAUGUACCAAAUAAUAUGAAUAAUAAUACUAAUAAAUAAAGCCAUCUUUGAAAGUUUUUG